Messenger RNA from Porites lobata, 3395 nucleotides. Lineage: Eukaryota; Metazoa; Cnidaria; Anthozoa; Scleractinia; Poritidae. The record is from the annotation of a GenBank genome assembly.
AUGAACCACAACAUAACAACUUUAAAAGUUCGCGAUCUGGAUGAGUGUGAGUUGAGGUGUUACUACGAGCACAAUUGUGUCAGCCUUAAUUUUGAAAACAAAAUGGUUGGAAAUGGAAAAUACAGCUGUGAAUUGAACAAUUCUACACACAAAGAACAUGUUGAAGACUUUGUGAAGGCACCAAAUUUCCUUUACCGCGGAACAAACGUAAGAUCAUUAAAUUUUAACGUUAUCCAGUCUCCGAGCCUAUUAAUACCAUAACCCAACGCCUGGUCUAAAGGAAAAUGGCUGGAUCUCAGGCUUUGGGCUGGGCUGUGUUGCAAUAUUCAAAUAUUGAGUAGAUAGUUUCUGUUUGUGAUAACUGCACGGGAUGAUGCGAAUAUUAUGGAAUUUGACGCGCUGAGGACCAAUGACGUCAUUUAUGAUGGUAGCCGUGUUGCCCCCACUAAAUCUGACAACGACACUAGGUCUCUUCCUUUCGCCAGCCAUUCUCAUUUACUCUCUGAAAAGCAAGUUUUUCUCCCUAGACGGUUUUGUUUCAACUGUAGCCGUUUUUGAGAAAUUUCACUUUGUUGUUAUUUUUAAGAUCGAAAAUUUUUGUAAUUACCUUCCCCCUUAGACUGCAAGCUCCUCCCAAAAGAAAGCGUCUUUUGCUACUUAAAUAACAUGAAAAAUUCAAUUUAACUUGUUAAACACCUCAAAACAGCGCCUCCGUAUACAUGUAAGACGGGCUAAUCCCUAAACCCGACGCUUAGAGUUGGGCCCUGCCAAUCUUUACUCAUUUUCCUUGAAUCAUGAUGAGGCGGACACCUCUCGCAAAGGUUUAGAAAGGCUCAGAAGCAUAAAGCAAUAUCUCUUUUCCAUAAUAUUUUCCCCAGAAUCCUUGUGGUAGUUCUCCUUGUAAAAAUAACGGGACUUGUCAAUCAGGAUUUACCAAGAAAGGAUAUCACUGCUUGUGUCGAGGCUUUACAGGUGCAAGAUGCCAAGAUGGUAGGUCUGAAAAAUGGGCUAAGUGAACGCAGUAAUCAUGAAACCACGUAAGCUGUACCGCGUUUAAUUAAAAGGGGGAAACUGCAAGUGAGAACAUUAAUUUGAAAAAAGUAUAUCCGCUGUAAUAUUAGCCCCAUCAUUGUCGACAAAACCAUCACAAGUUCAUCAAGCGCAGGACCUUCCAGACGGAAGAAUGAAACAGCUUUCCGGCUCCCGCAUUUUCGGAAGCUCGCACAUAGAUGAAAGAAUAUUCCCUUUACUUUCGAGUGGAUUUGCAACACGUUGCCCUUUACUCUCACCUCCGUUUGGCCUACAAUUCUCGAUCUCAGUUGUUAUUUUGCGCUAAUUAGUGAGUUACAUUUAUCAGGGGUUUUAAGUCAAAUUGUCGGUGGACUGGCAAGUUCUCGUCUAAACGAAGACAUUUUGAUUCUGACAGCUAACUUAAAGGUCUUAUAUAACUUAAGCUGCCAGUUCCACUGUCCAGAUAUCGUGCAGAUAUUUCCGGCGCUUGCUUUGCAAAGUAACUGAAUGAUUCUUGUAAUAACUAUCUUCACCUAGAUAUUGACGAAUGUUAUGAAAAAAGUGACGAGUGUAUCAAGAACGCAGAUUGUAAAAACACAAAGGGAUCUUACAGAUGCACAUGCAAGACUGGUUUCAGUGGAGAUGGAUAUAACUGCACAGGUAUCCCAGCAUUUUUGUUCUGUCGUUAGCUGACUUCAAGUAGAUUGGCAUUGCACUGAAGACUUGGGAAUGCGUCUAUCUCGCCUUUUUUUUGUUUGAUUUAUGUCAAAAUUCUGGUUCUAAGCCCUGGGCUGACAGUCAAAUCUCUCUCAAGGAGCACCUCCCUAAACCGCACACCUAUAGGCGAAUCUUUGCAGUCGUCAUCGUUUACAUUUUUUCUUAUUACCAUACUACUUAACUCAUUGAAGCCGUGGCCGUAUAUACGAACUAAAUGCAAAAGUUGAAAGAGCUGGUUAAGUUGAAAAAUUUGUGCAAUUUUCAGCUCUUUACAAGCAAUAUUGAAGACGAGUGCCCCUGGUUUUUGUUGGCAAUUCCUUUGGUGACUGUGCCUUUUCCCAUUCUGGCCCUUUUUUUAAACAAACUUUCUCUCGCGGUUGUUCAAAUGUUGAAACUUUUCAAAUAAAAGUUAAAUACAUACCGAUUUCAGCUAGCGUGAUUUGCAUGGUGUAAAGCCCUGGACAAUAAUUUUUGGCGCUUCAAAAUUAAUGUUUAUUCAUUGCUAUUUAUUAUAACCCGAACUUCACGGUAGUUUGUCUUUGGUUGAAAAGGAAAAGAGAGGAUAUUGGACUUGAAAAAGAGAGAACUCAUCGUCCUUGAAAGAGGAUAAUGGUUCUGAAGAUGUGUGGGGUCAAAAAGAUUCACGGUGUUACAAAAUUAUCCUAGAUAUAGACGAAUGUCGAGAAAAGAGAUGUGGAACGAACGCAACUUGUAACAAUACAGAAGGAUCUUUCAGAUGCACCUGCAAUAUUGGUUACUAUGGAGACGGAUACAACUGCACAGGUAUCGCAGUGUUUUAUUCCGUUUUCUCCACAGGGACCUUAUAAAGUCUCACAUUCCUCAGAUCAAGCGAUUGUGGAAGAGGCUCAAUGCCUUGUUUACUACAAUUUUUUCCCACAAACUUUAAUAAGCCUCCUUAUCAGGUUUUCCCUAUAACACAAUUAAAUAAUACUGAAGUGUUAGGGCCGGCUUUAAGAAAAAAUUACAUUACCUUGUCACAAUCAUUCUUCACUCAUCAACAAAAUAUACGUUCGUGGAAUCUAUGUGAGCUUGAAAUGCGGGUAAAAAUACCAGAUGCUUAAAAGCGAGUUAAAGAAGCAACAAGUGAGAUAUAAAAAGCAUUUUAUUUAAUUCUUCCGCGAAAAAAAAACUAGCCCCUUAAAUACCAUCUAUUUUGCAUUCAGGGGGAAAUCGUUUACUUUGAAUGCUCCGACAGUGAUCGCAGGUCUUAAAAGGUUAAACAAGAUUGUAUAUACAAAAAAAUAUCAUGCCUAAAUAGUUUUCUAUCGCUCGUAUUAAAGUUUAAAAAUUUUAAUUUUUCCACUGAAGUAACCGCUGGUUAGAGUUCUCUAAUUACUCUCACGGCAAUCUCAAUUCAAGGUGCGCGUUACAUCCAUUUUUUAAAAUAACGCGUUGCAAAUUUUGUUCCCUUAGAAUGUUACACUAUAUUUGACUUCGAAGACCAUGACUUAUCAAACUGGACUUUGAAUGGCACUGCAUUCAAUAAUCAGCCAACAUACGGGAAUAACCCAUCAGCAAGGGAUAAAAACCAGUAUAAUCAUGAGAGCAACCACAAAGGGGAUUGGUGGAUUGGUACCUACGAGAAUCGGUCCAAUCCCUCUGAACCGCCUGGGGAAUACAAGGUGAUGAUCCUCAAGGCUCAUUGA